UUAUUUUAUUCUAACGAUAAAAGUUUUACAUUUUAAAAUUUAUUUUAAACACAUUAUGAAAUUAAGCGUUUGUUAGUUUUUUCACUAAAAUAAUUUAUUUGUAAAAUCAAUAACUCAGUGACUUUAUUACAGUGAAUUAUCAAGUGUUUGUUUGAAUUUUUAAAAUUAAUUUCAAACAUUUUCUGACUAAAACGUACAUAACUAAUCCGUUAUUUUACUGUAAAUCACUCAAAUAAUUAGUUUGUUUAAUUAACAUAUAUAUUUAUUAGUAAAUUUUAUAUUUAUUUAUUUAUUUAAAGUAUUAUAAAACUAGACUUUUAUUUAAAGUUUCUCGAACCUUCUAAGUCAACCGCAAGUCGAAGCUCAAGAUUUUAAGACUGAACUCUUUUCUAGAUAUUUUAAAUAAAUAUAUUAUUUUUAUAAAUUUAUUUAUUCGUAUACUCGUGCAAUUUUUUUGAAUAACGUGAUUUAUUUAGCUGAUGAAAUAGAAUUUCGUUAGAUCUAUCAGUAAUAUUGCAUCACUUUACAAUCUUGACACCUACCUCACUGAAGAAUCAUUUGAUAUUUAUUAAUUUAUUAAAAAUAUACUUUACAUACCGUGCUAGCCAACUGGGUCAUUCUUCGUGGUGUGACUAGUUAUCCAGCAAAGAAGCUUAUAAUUAACAAGUUGGUAAUAAAUACUGACUUUAUUGCUGAAUUUUGCUGGUCACACGUCGCAGGAAUGGACACUACAGGCUCGCCGGCACCGGUUACCAUCCACUCACUUCUUGAACAACUUCAAGAAGCUCUGGUACUUGAAGUUAAGUACCAGCCUAAUUUACAACUUCCAGCCAUCACCAAAAAUGACGAGGUAAUAAUAACCGAAAGAAAUGGCUCGGCACACGUUUUAAGAUGCCUUAAAGUCUGGUACGAUUUACCAUCAGAUGUAUUCUUUAUAGCGAUGAAUUUGAUGGAUCGUUUUCUUACUAAAAUGAGAGCUCAACCAAAGCACAUGCCCUGCAUCAGGGUAUCAUCAUUUUACAUAGCUGCCGUCCAAAUGUCACAGACAAUCGAUAUGGAUCAUCUCGUCUCGAUUUCGCAAUAUAAAUUUACCCGUGGCGAUCUUAAACGUAUGUCAGAUGUCAUCAGCAAUAAAUUGGAAUGGGCUCCCGGAACAACGCCUAUCACAGCUCUUACUUUCUUACGUCUUUUUCACGUCAUGUUCCAUGCAGCGGCGUCACAACUAGGACUUGGUGAACUCUAUGCCAGCAUUGUUACGGAGUCUGAACUUGUAUUGAGGCUUGAAAUGGUAGCUUGCAAUGUAGAAUGUGCAAAUUUAAGACCUUCUGAAGUAGCUUUAGUGCUUCUCUGCACAUAUCUGGAUUCUGCGGUUAAUCGUUUGAAAUCUAAUACCGAAACAUCAAUGUCUUCAGUAGCUGGUUCAAGUUCAUCGUCUGUUGACAUGACUCAGACACCUGCGCAUCAAAUUUUAAGACUUGUUGAAUUUGCCUCUGAACUUCAAAAAAUAUGCCGGAUUUCAGAUACAAGUUUUUUUUCAACACAUGAAAGAGUUGGCGCGAUAUUGAGCAAAUAUAAUGCACAAGAACAAAUACCAUACAGACAAAGAUUUGUUUGGCGUUUAUCAUCAAGAACAGUAAGACUUUUGCGUCCAACAGAUAAAUUUACUACAAGUCUUCCAGCAAUUGCUGAAAAUGCUCCAAUACCUUCACCAAGUCGAGUCAGAUCGGGUUACAGAAUUAAUAGGCGCCAUGACAUGAAGAGACGUUAAAAAUACUCAAUGUUACCGGAUAACAAUACAAAAAUCAUUUAGAAAAAGUACAAACAGCUUCUAAUUCGGCAUUUACCGCAUGUUGAUACCACAAUACAUUUAUUGAUGUUACGUCAAAAUAAUUGUUGCUGAAAGUUGUGAGUUAAUUCCUUUAAAAAUUUAAUGGCCUUUAUAAUUCAAUUUACGUUCAUGCGAGAAUAAUUAGUAAUUAAUAAUUAAAAAAAAAAAUAAUUUAUUAUUAAGUUGGAUCUUUAUUACAAAUCGCGUGCCAAAUGCCAAAAGGGCGUAUAAUUUUUUUUUUUUUGUGCCAAUCGUAUUGUAGACGGGUUCUAAGUCUAAAAAUGAAAAAAAAUUUCCAAAGCCAAAAGGGCAUAUGUCGCAAAUACUAGCUCUUCGCCAUACGCUCCGCAUGGCGUUGAAUAUAAGAACGAAUAUUGAACUUUAUUAUCUCUAGCUUAUAAUCAUUAAUUAUUUUGGAAUUUCCUAGUUGGUAAAAGUUAAAGUUGAUCAUUAUUUUGAUUACAUUGGACUGUCCAAGAUGAUGAAAAAUUAAAGUUACUACCAUCGAAAAUGUUGACUUUUUCAAAAUUUUACAUACAAACCUCCGGACAAUUUUGAAGACUGUUUUUCGAAAUUUUUAAGAAUCCUGAUUUUUUUUUAUACGCCCUUUUGGCUUUAGACCGAUAAUUUCCUAAAGCCAAAAGGGCGUACAUCUUAAGAUACGCCCUUUUGGCGUUAGUAAGUCAAAUUUUUUUUUCUGCAGAUCUUUACGUUUCGAGCGAUUCUAAAAAGAAAUUUUUUUAUACGCCCUUUUGGCAUGGAACCCUAUUUAACUGCUGUAAUACGCCCUUUUGGCAUUUGGCACGCGAAAUAAAGAGCCGUGAUAAUAUUCAGUUUCUAUAAAAGUGUUUUGAUAAAUGAAAAGGAAAAAAAAUUGACAAAACAUUUUUAUAAAAACGAUGAAAAAAAAAGAAAAUGUGAUAAAAAAAAAAAAAAAUCGUAAAAUUGGUAAAUUGAAUUGGGAAAAAAGUAAUUUAACAUUUACGAAAAUCUUAUGUUUCAUAUAAAAUAUGAGACAAUAAAUAUAUAAUAAUAAAUUAAAAAUGUUGACGAAAAAUGUAAAAAAAAAAUAUACAAAAUAGUAUUAGUGAUAGUGUAAUUGUAAUCGAAUGUUUGAGAGAGUUAGGUCAUACAAAUAAUAAAAAAAAAGAAAAAAAAAAAUUAAAAUUGAUAAAUGAAAAAAAAAAUAUAUAUAUCAUAAGAUUUAAUAUUUUAAUUGAAUUGACGAGAUAUAAAUAUUUAAAUGCGUUUAGAUGUUUAUGAAUUUAAAAAUAUAUAAACGUCCAAAUGGCACAUUGACGAACCGCAAAUUUAUAUCAAAAAUAAUAAAUUAAAAUCUCAAGCGGUGCCAGUAGUGUAAAUGAAUAAUUAAAAAGUAUUGCGUGCUGGAAUGAAUUUUUUUUCUCUUUAAAUGCGUGAAAAUAAUAAUUAUUAAUUUAUAAAUUUAUAAAUUUAUUUACUUGACAACAAAUAAAUUUAUGAAAAUAAAUAUAAUUAAAUUACCAUUUAAUUGACGUUACUUUAAUUAUGAUUUCACGCAUUUGAAAAUAUUAUCAUGUAUGAAUUUAUUGUAUUGUAAACAAAUAGGAAAGAGGUAUCGUUUUUGGCACUUGAGGACCAGUUUUUGGACACUCGAAAAAUUUAAAUAAAUAAAUUUGUAAAAGGCGCAAAAAAUAUGAUUAACUUUUUAAAUAUUUAGAGAUACUUUUGUCCCGCUAUUAAAAAGGAAAUUUUAUUUUACACUUUUUCGUUAAUUAAAAUAAAGUAUUAAAUGUCCAAAAAUGUAGCAGUGGCCACAAAUGAUACCUCUACCCCAAUUUAUAAUUACUUUUUUUUUUUUUUAUGAAUGCUGGCCUAGAAUAAUAAUUAUCACGGUAUGUACAUCUACACUCUCGCAGUUUGAUGACCAAUUGUCAUUAUUAUUUUUUUAAAAAAACAAAGAUUAUUAUUUAUAUUAUAAUUUGGGUAUCGAUAAAACAAGAAAAUUAUUGUAGUUAUUUUUUUUUGAUGAAAAUUUAUUUUUAUUAUUUUUUUAUUAUUUAUUUAAAAUAAAUAUUUUUUCAUCAUCGUAAACUGUGAUAGUUUAGAUUUGACUGUGAAUAAAAAAUAAAAUAAAAUACAAAAAGAGAAUAAUUAUUACCAGAUAAAUAGUGAAAAGCCAGUUUGUGCUAGUCACAAAAAUUAAUUUAAUUUUUUCUUUUUUGAAUCAAUCAAUUAAUUAAUUUUCUCUCUUUAUUUUUUUUUAAUUAAUUAACUUAAUUGUAAUUAGCGAGAGGAGAGAGGAGAGAGUGUACUAGAAUAAUGAGUUGGAAGAAUUUUUUUUGUUUUAACAACAAUCAUAAACAAAAAAAUGAUACUUAAAAUGCGUAUAAUUUGUAAUCGCGAUAUAAAAAUAAUAAAAUGAGAUUAUAAUUGAAUUUAAGUAAAGUUAAUUUAAGUAAAUUUACAUAUCUCGGCAUUAAAAGUGUUUGAAUAGCUGUGAAAUACUAAUAAUUACAUGAUUAUAAAUCGUGAUAAUUAAACUUUUAUUCUCUACAUACUAGUAUUCGAGAAUGACAUGUGUAAUUGAAUGUAAUUAACUUUUAAAUAAUUCAUUGAACAAUAAUUAUUUUAGUUAAUGACUCUAAGUAUUAAAUUUUGAUCAAUUCAUUUUUUUUUAUUUUUCUGACCAGUUGUUAAUCCUUGACUUGAAUUUAUUUCCAAGGAAACUAUUAUUAUUUAAUUAAUUAAUUAUUUAAUUAAUUUUUUUUGUAAUUUUUACAUCAAUCACACAUAGUCGAUUAUUUAAAUUCAAUUGUUAAUAUUAUGUAAUCUUCGAUAAAACUGUUAAAAGUACAAAAUUUGAAUGAGUUUAAUGAGGCAACAAAAAUGAUUAAUAUAUUAAGAAAACAUUAAAUAAAAUUUUAAAAUUUAAAUAAAAUAUUUUUUGUUAUUUAAAAAUUAUUUAAAACUUCAAAUAAAUGUAAUUUAAGGGUGCAAUCAAAAUUAUCUAGCCUUGGCUCCAGCUGUUAAUAAAUAUAGCAAUAGCGCGAAAAUAUUCAAAUUCAAACUGAAUGAUAAUUUUUUCUAUUUCUACAUCUCAAUGAAAUUAUAAAAAAUUGCAGUCCUCGAAUACUUGAAAAUUUCAACAUCUAGUAUAAAAAUAAAUUGAACCACUUUUUUUUUUU
Microplitis mediator is the source of this 4995-nucleotide messenger RNA. RefSeq names its product cyclin G (gene CycG). Gene Ontology annotation, molecular function: cyclin-dependent protein serine/threonine kinase regulator activity. The coding region runs from base 722 to 1768 and encodes 348 amino acids. The transcript has 6 exons. The record is from RefSeq and is a predicted model, not a curated record. Gene Ontology annotation, cellular component: nucleus; cytoplasm; cyclin-dependent protein kinase holoenzyme complex. Lineage: Eukaryota; Metazoa; Arthropoda; Insecta; Hymenoptera; Braconidae. Gene Ontology annotation, biological process: mitotic cell cycle phase transition; regulation of cyclin-dependent protein serine/threonine kinase activity.